Messenger RNA from Molossus molossus (Pallas's mastiff bat), 3630 nucleotides. RefSeq lists its product as uncharacterized. The transcript is spliced from 2 exons. Bases 1 to 3630 code for a protein of 1209 amino acids. Lineage: Eukaryota; Metazoa; Chordata; Mammalia; Chiroptera; Molossidae. The record is from RefSeq and is a predicted model, not a curated record.
AUGGAAGUCACCAAAGAGGUGAGGGACCCUGAUCCAUUGGACCACCAGGGCCACCCCUCAGCCAGUAGCCAGCAGCUGGGGAGUGGCCUCAGAGGGCCCGAGGAACCAUGGAUAAAUUCAGGGUCCGUAUACUUUAGGAAGGGGUUGUCACCGUCCACUGAGGCCAGCAAUGAUGGGCGCUGUGGCCCAGCCUCCCAGGCCCGCGCUCCUGAGCCCAUUCACUGGCUACUCCAGGACCCCGCUGAUGUCAGCUCCCAGUGUGGCUAUGAGCAGGCCUCCAAAGAUGUCCCGAGUCUCUCCUCCACUAGCCCGCUUCCAAGCCCCAUCAUGGAAGCCCAAGUGCAUCUCAUCACGGAGAACGGGACCCUGGCCCUGCCCCUGUACACGCGCAGGGACACCACCAAUGACCUGAUCCAGCAUGGAUUCCGUCGCCCCUGGCUUCAAGUGCAGGGCUCGAGGGAGGGCAAGACUCCGGCUAAAGUCCUGGUAGGCUGGGGAAAAGGCCCCUGCAGCACCAACCAGAUAGCCCCCCUGGGCAUUAGGACAAGCCAGUGGGCACCCUGUUUCCUUUCAGCAGAGAAUGGCUUGGCUGCAGCCCAAGGUCAGGGCCAGGGCAAGUGCCCGUGUCUGGCUCAGGCUCCUCCAACUCCAACUCAGGCAAAUACUCCAGCUCCGCAGACAACCCCAGCGCCAGCAGCAGUUGAGCCUUACACCAGCAGCCCUGGCCGCCUGACCAACAGCACUGCCAUUACCAAGGGCUUGCCCCAAGAAGACCUGCUCAGGAACUAUGGCAACCAAUUGUCAGAUCUCUUGGAGUCUUCCAAAAUGGUCACAUCCUGCCAGGACAAAGUGAAUUUUGGUUCUCAGUGGAAGCUUCCUGUCCCAGGACCCACUCCAAAAGAGUCCCCAGACCAUGCCCAAGAGUUUGAAGUUGCCAGAAGAAAGGUGUUACCUAAGCAGCCUGAGAGCCCGGCAGAGAAGUCACUGGUCUAUACCUUCAAGCCAGGCAGCCCAACAUCAGUCUUAGGAAGGCCAGGCACCCCCAAGUUCCAAAGAAGCCAGGGGAUCUGCAGCGCUCAGCCAGAAAAGCAGCCACUCAACAUUUGCAACAAUACCUGCUCCAGUGUGCCACCCCCUGCCUGCCAAGUAACCUGCCCCAAGCAGCCCCCAGUCCAGUCUGCCAGAGAAGCCAUGCAGAUCCCCCCCUCCAGUGCUCCUGCCUGCCAGCUCUGGGAUGCUGUGGAAGACCGUGUGCUGGUGUUUGAUAUAGCCACAGGCAGCACCAGGGUGGGACUGCUGUGCCAUGACCCUGUGGGCUCACGGGCAGUACUGGUGGGCCUCGUGCCCAACCACCCAUCCAUGUAUACCCCUGAAAAUAUGCCAUCCACCUGGCCAUUGGCCAUGCCCAUCAUCUCCCCUGACAGCAAUCGCUCCAGCUUCUGGCCCAUCUCAUCAGUGCUGUCCAGCCCCGUGCCGUCCAGCCUCUCAUCUAGCAGCUAUCAAGAGGUGGUCCUAGUUCCCAAAGAGGCCAGGCUCAACCUGGAGUCAUGGGACGCCUGUGGUACUGAGACACCCAUCAGGGUGGGGAUGCUCACUGGGCCUGUUCCGUUGGGGAUGCCCCUCCAAUUUGGUGAGAGGACAUUGAGCCGUGUCCACGAUCUCAGCUGGUCCAAACCUGAUGCUGAAAAAAAUGAAUCUGGUAGCACCAUCUGGAUGCUGGAUGCUUCUGGGAAGCAGGACACUUCUAUGGGCCAGGCCCAGAAACUGCAGUGGAUGAACUCAGAGCCAAUCCCAGAGCCUGCUCCUUCAGCCAAGCCCCAGGAGGCACUCAGAUUCCUGCUCCAGGAGGACAUAGAAAAGCAAAACUGGAAAGAGGUCAAUACUGCUCACUCUGACAAGCCUCGGGCGGAAGGUACUAGGCAGGCGCCCCUCGGUGGUCGGCCCCCUCUAGCAGAGCAGCAUUCCCUCUCUGGACAGCCCUCUCCAGCUGGUCAGCCUCCCUCGGCUGAGCAGCCCCCUCUCUCUGGGACCCCUCUUUCCAGGCAGCUUUCUCUCACUGGGAAGCCUCCCUUUUGCCAAGAAUCCACCAUCUCCAAAGAGCCCGUCAUCUCAAGAGGCCCCACCAGCGAGUCUGGCCAGCCCUCCACCCUGUGCCAGGAAGGUGAGGCCUUGCGUCUGCCCACCCAUGUGGGGGUACUUCGGGUGCCCGUGGUCCCAGAAAAGAACUGUGUCUAUGUGAGCAAAGAAAAGGUGGGCAUCAGUGUUCCUCCAAGCUCCAAUACACAUUGGCUCUCAUCCUGGCAACGUGGCAGCUCUCACAGGGCGCAGGAGGAGCAGCUCUCCCUGAUCACAUUUACCACACCUGGCACUGGCUACAAAGUCUUUCCCGUGGCCGUGGUGGGCACUGAGCCCCAGGGUUCCCGGCUCAAGCUGACAGCUGAGAACACUACAGACUCGUCAGUGGUUACGAACCUUGGCCUGAUCCAUGGGGCCUACUAUGAGCUGGUUUCCUCUGCAAAAGCCCUGCCAGUCAAGUCCCCAGUGCUCUGCUACCACUCAAUGGGCCGCCACCAGAACACGGCGGCUGUGGUGAUUGACACGGGCACAGGCUUCACCAAAUGUGGACUGGCUGGCGAGGACCACAUCCUCAGUGUGGUACCCUCAUGCGUCCAGCUGCUGCAGCAGCCCGUCCAUGACCAGCCCAGACACACGAUGCCUAAGAACAGUGAGGGCUCCUGCUCGGUGCUGAACCGAGGGGUGGUCUCCGACUGGGAUGCGCUGGAGGUGCUGUGGCAGCACCUGUUCUAUUGCAGGCUGGGUGUGAAGCCGGAGGAGUUGGCUGUACUCGUGGCAGACUCACCUAUCUCACCCCGUACCAACCGAGAAAAGGUGGCGGAAAUACUCUUUGAGUGUUUCCACGUGCCAGCCAUGCAGACUGUGCAUCAGGCCCUGCUGGCGCUUUAUGCUUAUGGGCGCACCUCUGGGCUGGUGCUGGGCAGUGGCCAUGGCACCUCCUAUGUGUCGCCCAUCCUCACUGGGGAUCUGGCCCCACGUGACACCUACAGGCUGGAUGUGGCCGGUGCUGACCUCACUGAGUACCUGGCUCAGCUAUUGCUGAGAGAUGGCCACUCACUGCCCAAAGCAGGGCUGGUCAACCAUAUUAAAGAGACCUACUGCUACGUGUCAUUGGACAUGAAAGCCGAGAUGGCCCGCACCCAGGCCCAGGAGGGGAUGAACUUCAUGCUUCCAGACAAGCAGAUCAUCACACUGGGCUCUGAGCGCUUCUGCUGCCCUGAGGCCCUUUUCCAGCCCAAUCUGCUAGGCCUCAACCAGCCAGGCCUCCCACAGCUAGCCCUCCUGAGCAUCAGCCGGCUGGAGGCCAAGCAGCAAGAGCAGCUGCUGGCCAAUGUGGUGCUGGACGGUGGCAGCACCCUGGUGAGUGGCUUUCCUGAGCGCCUGAGACAGGAGCUAGGCCCGCGUGCCACUGUGCUGGGCUCUCCCCACCGGGCAGUUGCCGCCUGGCUUGGGGGCUCCAUCAUGGCGUCCCGGGACUCCUUCCAGAGUCUGUGGCUCAGCCGCCGUGAGUACGAGGAAGAGGGCCCAUGGGCCGUCUACAAGUACCAUCUAUGA